AUGAAAGGAUCGCCUGAACAACCCAUGUGUGGCUUCUCGAAGACGGCAAAGAUGGUAGGGUUGCUUUUGAUGAUGGAUUUUUUUCUUAUAGAUCCUUGAGUUCCACCAAAUCCCAUUCAAAUCGGUUGAUGUGCUGGUUGAUGAGGAUGUACGGAAUGGAAUCAAGGAAUACAGCGACUGGCCAACAAUCCCGCAAUUAUACGUAAAGGGACAAUUUGUGGGUGGAUCAGAUAUCCUGCUUCAAAUGCACAAGGACGGGGAGCUGACGGAGAUGUUCCAAAGUCACGGAAUUAAGAGCAAAUUCUCCGAUCAGGAUAAAUAA
Molecule: messenger RNA, 322 nt
Organism: Bursaphelenchus xylophilus (pine wood nematode)
Lineage: Eukaryota; Metazoa; Nematoda; Chromadorea; Rhabditida; Aphelenchoididae
Source: the annotation of a GenBank genome assembly